AUUCAAUCAAUGCAAUGCUGGACCUGGUGAACCAGUGCGAUCCAACAAUUUCUUGCCUCCUGAAAGGCGCACAGAUAUCGUAGGUUUCAUAUUGGAAUCUGCGCGGCAAUCAAAGAACUGCAGAUUCUCUUCCUAAUUAAUCAUGCCUGACUUGGAUGGCAUCUGGCUUCGUCGCUGAAGGCGAGGGAAAACGACUGUGCGAGUCUCGAAGCAGGCACACGUUCCGAGUUCCCAUGACUCUACUAAACGCCCGUUCACUUCACAACCAUGGUGUACUAUGGCGCGCUGAGCAAAGGCUGUGAAUGCUGUCGCCGGCGUAAGAUCAAGUGCGACCAGAGGAAACCAGAGUGCUUGAGGUGCAAGAAAUCAGGCAUUCAAUGCCCGGGAUACCGGAAUCUCGAUGACAUCUUGUUCCGGGAUGAGUCUGACCGAGUUAUUCGGAAAGUCCGCCAAAGCGAGCAGUCGAAUUUGGUCUUGAUGCAAGAAACUCUCGCCACUUAUCGCGGAUCUCCAACAACCAGCGCGCCGACUUCCAAAUCCAGGGCCCCCACAUUAUCUCUGUUGCCCCUCAGCAUAUCCUAUCCGCUUUCCCAGCCCAUCAAUGAACUCGGGGCCAACUUCUUCUUCACGAAAUACACCUUCAAUCACCCUCCCUUUUCCAACGACUUCCAUGACUGGCUGACCCAGUCGUACUUUGAUCAUGGCCAAAGCCGUGUCCUGCGAGCAGCUAUCGAAGCAGUUGGCAUGGCGGGAAUCUCAAACGUCUCCAAUGCGCCCCAUGUCGCGUCCAGGUCCAAAGUACAGUAUUGCGAGGCCUUGGCCUUCAUGAAGAAGGCUCUGAAUGACCCAGUCCAGGCGGUUGCGGAUACGACGCUCAUGGCCGUCAUCCUACUGGGACUGUUUGAGACCGUCAACUUCGAGGCGUGGGAUCGGAAUCGCCCUUGGGAAGCCCAUGUCAAAGCAGCCACGGCGUUGUUGGAGCUCCGAGGCCAGGAGCAGUUCACCCGGGAGCGUGGAGGACAACUCUUCAUCCAAAUCCGUGCUCAAAUCCUCUUAGCCUGCAUGCAGCAGCAUAUGCCCGUCCCUCUGUCCCUGGUCCAAACGACUCGCCAUUUCCAAACAAGCCUCAUCAAGCAGCAGUGGCAAAAGCGCAGUGUUGCGAGUCCAGGGUCCAUUUGUGUGAUUUCUUUCCGAUUUGUCAACCUCCUGGCCGCCAUCAGAAACGGCGAGGUCACAGAUCCACACGCCAUCCGCAAGGAAGCGCUGGAUAUCGACGUCGACCUCAACACCUGGAGAGCGACCGCGCCGCCGAGUUGGGGAUACGCCACUAUUGACGCCCCCGAAGAUGCUGUCGGCACCAGCUUCGACGGAAAGGCUCAUGUGUAUCCUAGUCUUUGGAUUGCUGAUGCCUGGAGCAACUGGCGCACACUGCGGAUACUUGUCAACCAGAUCGUUGUCCAAAUUGAGGCCCACUCGACUGUGCCUGACAACAAACAGAAGGCCGCCGCGCUGUCCGUCAUUCACCGAUUGUCCACCGAUCUCUGCAUUUCUGCUCCUAGUUUUGCAGACUCUCCACACAUCCUCUCUCUGAUUCUACCACUGUAUCUCGUAUCGCUAGAGGAGCUAAAUCCACACAGCGUGCGUUCUUUCGCGGUAGAGCAGUUGCGCCACAUCAAUGCGACGAUGGGAAUUCGGCAGGCUGGCCUGCUGGCUGAUGCUGUGUCGAAGAACCUCAGCGUGUCUCCAGGGACUUUGUCUCCGUGUCCGGCCGUUUUGCGAUUCCCCUGAUACUUUUUCUGAUAUGCGGGAGAAGACCAAGGGGGAAGUAGCUAUCUACAACGUCCCGCCGGCAGUGGAAAUUACCAAAGACAGCUGGUCAUACAUUGUCAACCUGGUAUUCAACAAGAUCAUACAUGGGAGGUGUUACCCGUGGUGGACCGUAAUUACGUCUGGUAGUGGCGCUCAACACGGGGCUUGCAUUGUCUGGAAUCGUUAUCUGCUUUGCCGUUACGUACGGUUCAUGCGAGAAGGACGGGGAAGUGUCUGGAGGAAUAUUGGAGUACAGAAUUGGGAACUGCGACUACGUUGGUAGAUAUAAACGAUACACUCAUCCAUGCCUGAUGGCGAACACAGAACCCGUCGACGAUUUUAUCGCAGGGAAAAGAGAAGUGCAAAGACAAAACAAUCUGCUUAGCCCUAAUACCGACCCCUCGUCCCUGUCCUAAAUACAAC
Molecule: messenger RNA, 2232 nt
Organism: Phialemonium atrogriseum
Lineage: Eukaryota; Fungi; Ascomycota; Sordariomycetes; Cephalothecales; Cephalothecaceae
Exons: 5
Coding region: 268-1788 (506 amino acids)
Biological process (GO): regulation of DNA-templated transcription
Molecular function (GO): DNA-binding transcription factor activity, RNA polymerase II-specific; zinc ion binding
Source: RefSeq, a predicted model, not a curated record